CAGACACACUCACCAGUCUCUCUCUCUGGCACACACACAUGCACACACUCCGCAGCCUGGCAGCUCACACGGCCAGCUCACACGGCCAGCACACUCCAGGAUGACUCUGCACUGAGACGCAGCACUGUGGUCAGUUUGUUAAAGUAUCGGUUGCAAUCAUGCCCAUUCUAAAAAAGCUCCCAGGAAGAUCCAAAAGCUGCCACGAGUUCCCCAGGGUGAACGGAGAACUGAUCCUCCCUCGGCUAGACUUGGACCUGAGGGACUUGAAUGAUCUCAAUGACCUCAAAGAGCUGAACGACCUGAAGGGUCUUAACAAAAACCUAAAUCCCUUUGAGGAUGUCGACCUGGAAGAAGAUGAGAGGAAUGGCGGUGAUCUGGGCCUCAUCAUGGGGGAAGUCAGAGGUAACCUCCAGCUCAGGUCCUCCCAUGAUGGAGAGGAGGAGGAAAACGAAGUGAACGCAGAGAGGCAUGGAGCGGGGAACCCCAAAGGGAAGCCACUCAGAGGGACUCUGGAGCGCAUCUGUGGAGUGUCACCCCUGAAAACCCUUGGAAAACUUGGGAAAGGACUCCGCAAAUCAGGACGAAACGUGUGGGGGAACAACUCCCCCCACUACAACUCUGGAGACUCAAAUACACUCCCAGCUGAGAAAGAGAAAAGAAAAGGACUACGAAGAAGCUCUGAGGGGAUAAUGACCCUGCUCCGAUUCACAGGUCGGCGUAAGGAAGAGCGCAGAGAAAGCCUGCCCUGCGGAGACCUGAACACAGUAAACGAGGCGGAGGGAUCCAGGCGAUCAUCUUUCCUCAGGAUAGUCAGUCUGGGCAAGCUGAAGAGAGAGUCCAUGUCCGACAAGGCAUCCCAAGAGACUGAAGAGGAAACGGUGGAGGAGGAACCAGUGGUGAAAACCAGAGAGCCCCUUUCAGUUCUGGAGAUCCUGCAGCUGGUUAACCACAGGGACCUUCUCCUGGCUGACACACACAUACAGGAGCUGGAGCGAGAGUGUGAGCUACUCUCUCUGAUGCCAGCUGCAACUCCUCCCACUCUUACUCCCACCCUGUUUUCCAGCACCCCACCUGGCUUUAUGCCUUUAUCAUCCUCAUCUCUAGACGAGUCCCUUAGCUCCAAUGCAACCCUGGACUCAAGCAGAAGGAAGGCUAAGGAUGUGGAGCUGUUGUAUGAAGCUCUGCAGAAGGAGAUGUGGGAUGUAGUGCGAGAGUCCCUCCGCCAGCCCAGCGCUGGACCCAACCUAGGUCUGGUGGUGCUAGUAAUCCAACAGGAGGAGCACGCCGACGCUGCCUGGGCUCUGAGAGAGGACACCAAGCCAGAGCGAGAGAACCCCCACAUCCAGCCCAGCCAGCGUCCCCGGCGGCUGAAGAUGAAAUGGAGGCAGGCAGUGGCAGAGGCUGCAGACUGGAGUCUGCCUCAUCAGGUGGACACCCAGGUAGGCCAGCUGGCCUCAUACCUGGAGCAGCUGAGGAGUCGGAUGGUAGACGACCUGGAUGCAGCCAAGAGGAACGCUGUGUCCAUUUAUCCAGAGGAGUUUGUCGCCUUCCAGGUGUACUUGGAAAGUUACCAUCGAGCUGUGGCCAAACGUCUUCGGACUAUCACAAGUGGGCCACUGCAGAUCACAGAUGUUUACUCACUACUGGACUGGUUCUACAACAUCUACAACAGGGAUGUCCUGGGCACCAUUGGCAGCACAUCUAUUAAUUACUCAACACUGGAUCCUAUUCUGUCCCAAGAUACAGUGGACAGGCUGGAACAAGACUGCAUCAGUAUAGUCAGAGACAAGGUGACAACAGAGCUGAUCCAGGUUCUGGAUGAAGAGGAGAGGCGAUGGGCCCAGACUCUGCACAUAGAGGAGUAUCAGUCACAGCUAGCACGCUCGGUGAUCCAGAGGCUGAAGGUGGACUUGGACAGAUCCACAUCUGUGAGCCAGUUUCUGGGUGCCAGAGUGGCUCGCUGUUGUCUGAUUGGACUGGCGGACUUUCUCUACAAUUUCCAGAGGAAGGUGGAGAUGUUUCAUGACACUCAGGCAGAAUUUGGAGACAGAGGGGACGGAUACGUUUCCAGGACCAUAGCUCUGGUCAACUGCUGCCCUCCUCUCAGGUGUUUUGUGGAGCGUUGCCGGCAGUGCGACCCCCAGGGCAGCGAGGAGUCGGUGCAGCGAGCCAACGCCUCCCUGGACAGGAUCAUCAGCCAGUCCGUCAGAGUGCUGACUGACAAGCUGUUUGAGCACAUCAGGCCUUUCUUUGACAAACUGGUAAAAAGAAAAUGGCUGAACAACACAGAGGCCUUUGAGGCAAUCGAGGCAAGCAUAAAGCAGCACUUCAAAAAGUUUAAAAGGAUGGAUAUUCCUCCGUAUCAGACACUAGUGGGUGAGGUGCACAGGCGGGUCCUGGUGGAGUAUGUUCGAGCCAUCAUGCGAGGACGGGUCAUUUGCACAUCCUCCAAGAUGAGGAAGAGGAUGGCUUUCCGUCUGCAAGAUGAAGCCAAGCAGCUGAAAGGACUCUUUAAGGAUCUGGAAUCAAACUCCUCCUGGCUGGACAGCAUCAUCUGCCACCUAGCUGACAUCAUUCUGCUGGAGGACACUCCCUCCAUCCAGAUGGAGGUGGCUGUCCUGGUGAAAGAGUUCCCAGACAUAAGGAAGAAGCACGUCUCCACCUUGCUGAAUGUGCGAGGAAUGAUGCGGCAGGCGGAGCGACAGGAGAUCCUCAAUGUCGUCAAAGACUUUGAAUGCAGCAGUGCCCUCGUUUGCCGGGACAACACCCUCUUCUCUGACAUCCCCAUCACCUCGGAGGUGCACUGCAUCAGCCUGGGAUUCCUGCGCCUCGCCAUGACCAUCUCCAACUGGUUUGCAGAGCACCGGCCAAGGCGAAACAGCAGGACAAGCUCCAAAAACACAGCGCAGCAGGCUGCCGAGAACGUGGAAGAAACACACUAACUUCACAGAGAGGAUUAGAUAUUCGUGUUAGCUGUGAGGAUACUGAUGAGAUGCACCUUGACCAAAAAGUGAUUACAUAGAUACCAAAUAUCUUUACCAGCUACUUAAAGGAAACUUGAUCUCAGGUACUGCUUGUACUUUAUGGUCUCACUGACAUUUUUCCAUUUCUACAGAUGCUCUUCUUGGUUUUGAAAAUGUGAAGCAGGCCAUGCAUUUUAACAGCUAACCACGAUUUGUAUAUUUCUGGUAUUGACUUACACAAAUAGAGAAGUAUUCAGGUGGUAUAAAGCAUCAUGUUCCUCCAAAAUGUUGUUAAAAGAUGCAAUGCAAUAUGAUCUACAAUGUUUAUUUACCUAGCCAUACUGUAUAUCCCAUUUUUUUGGUAUAUAGUCCACAUGUGUAGUACUAUUCAGAAUUUACAGACAGUUUUAGAUUCCACAUCACAAUACCACCCAUAUCAUAACUUUACCCAAAGUCCCUCUGCAGCAUAACGUUUAGCUAGAGAAUGAUGAAGAUCUCUCUUCAGAGAGGGUGAAGAGAGAUGGGCUGGCCCCCACAGAGUUCUUGAGUUCAUGAGUGACUUCAUGAAGUCUGGAUUUAAAGGACUGUGGCAUGCUUUCCAUUACAUUUGGAACAGCAAUAAUUUGUGUGCAAGUGUACCGAGGAGACUUGGGGCAGUUUUAAAGGCAAGGUUGAUUUUUUUUACUGCACUUUGCUUGAAGUUAACUGAUGAAUAAAAACUAUUACUUGCUUUAUUCUUGAGAGAAUCCUUGGUUUGCUUUGGUGCCUAAAAGGAGGGAAAUGAAAAUGAGUUGAACUCUCACUGUGAAUGAAAUAGAUCCAUUUCUGGAAACAUA
Messenger RNA from Melanotaenia boesemani (Boeseman's rainbowfish), 3799 nucleotides. It is a transcript of the gene exoc3l2a, whose product is annotated as exocyst complex component 3-like 2a. Lineage: Eukaryota; Metazoa; Chordata; Actinopteri; Atheriniformes; Melanotaeniidae. Gene Ontology annotation, molecular function: SNARE binding. Gene Ontology annotation, biological process: exocyst localization; exocytosis. The coding region runs from base 159 to 2942 and encodes 927 amino acids. The record is from RefSeq and is a predicted model, not a curated record. The transcript has 13 exons. Gene Ontology annotation, cellular component: exocyst.